AUGAAUGUUGGGAGUGAGCCUGUUGUGAUCGCCUUUAGCCUCUGGAGUGUGGUAGCAACCCCGCGCGCACAGAACCUCCGCCAUCUGCCCAAGCUAUUCGAUAUCCUCUCUUCCCGCACAGGUGUCGACCACCCUCUGUGCGCAGAAUGCACCCACUCCCUGAUCGACGGGCUUAACAAGCAACUCGACGAGGCCCGGCGAGAGAGAGACGGCUACAUCGCCUUCGAGCGGGAAGCGAAACGAGAGCUAGAGCGAGGCAGAGCAGGGGUAGGGGAAGAAGCGAGCCACUUGGAUAAACUGAGGCAAGACGAGAGCGCCGCUGUGCUCGAACUAUCCGCUGCGGAAUCUGAGCUCCAGAAGCUGGAACAUGAGCUCGCGGCUCUGCGCUCCGAAUCUGAUGCUCUGGACCUAGAAGAACGCGCUUUCUGGGCCGAACAAGCCAGUACGCAAAUCGCGAGUUCCACCCUGCGCGCCUCGCUCUCCUCCUUACGGUCUGCGAUCCGCACUUCGGAAAGAGAGCUCGACGCCCUCGAGCGGACGAACGUAUACGACGACGCCUUUUGCUUGGGGAGCGACGGGGUGUUCGGGACGAUCAAUGGCCUCCGGCUAGGGAGAGCGGGGACGGUCGUCGUUGACUGGUCAGAGAUUAACGCUGCUUGGGGCCAGACGCUGCUCCUCUUACACACGCUGGCGCGCAAGCUGGAAUUUACCUUCGACGGCUGGGAACUGCACCCUCUUGGAUCCUUCUCCCGGAUCAGCAGAGCGGGGAAGGACGAUUCCUAUGAACUGUAUGCGAGCACGGACAUUGUCGUCACGAGGUUGCUCCAUAAUAGGAGGUUUGACUACGCCAUGGUCGCUUUCCUGGAUUGUCUACGACAAGUAGUGGAGUUUGUGAAGAGGAAAGACUCGACUUUGGAUUUCGUUUAUUCCAUAAACAAAGACAGGAUAGGGGACGCUUCGGUCAAGCUCCAGUUCAGCCAGGAAGAGACUUGGACAAAAUCGAUGCGGUAUAUCUUGGUCGUGCUCAAGCGGCUGUUGAGGUGGGUGGUCAAUAUGGACACUUAG
Messenger RNA from Dacryopinax primogenitus, 1065 nucleotides. Its product is annotated as autophagy protein 6. The record is from RefSeq and is a predicted model, not a curated record. Gene Ontology annotation, cellular component: phagophore assembly site; phosphatidylinositol 3-kinase complex, class III, type I; phosphatidylinositol 3-kinase complex, class III, type II. The coding region runs from base 1 to 1065 and encodes 354 amino acids. The transcript is spliced from 3 exons. NCBI's taxonomy places the organism in Eukaryota, Fungi, Basidiomycota, Dacrymycetes, Dacrymycetales, Dacrymycetaceae. Gene Ontology annotation, biological process: autophagosome assembly; autophagy; cellular response to nitrogen starvation.